AAAAUAGAAUUUGGAGGUAGUUGUUAGUUGUGUUGUGCUCCCUGAGUAUUCGCAGGUCCGUAAGCCGAAACGGCAAUUUCUCCAUCAUAUCCUCUUUUUUCAUUUUCAUUUCCAUUUCCACUUCCAUUUCUAUUGUCAUUCUCAACUCUUGAUCCCAAUCACACGCACUGAUACUACAAAUAAAUGAACAAGAGAUGGCAUGGGGUUGAUCAUUUUCUGUGUAAACGUUAGAUAUCAUCACUGAUUCCACUCAUCAUCACAAGAUCAUCAGUUUCCUUAUUCAGCUCUCCUGAGCUUAAUUGUGAAGUAGAAGAGAAUAUGUCCAGUUUCGUGGGUGUAAUCGUCUCUGAUCCUUGGCUUCAGAGCCAAUUCACUCAAGUCGAGCUGCGAGGCCUUAAAUCUAAGUUUCUCUCGGCAAGGAACCAAUCUGGGAAGGUUACAUUAGCAGAUUUGCCGCCAGUAUUGGCGAAAUUGAAGGCGGUUACUGAAUUGUUAACAGAGGAUGAGGUCAGGGACAUCUUAAGGGAGGAGUCUUCUGAUUUGGACCAAGAAGUUGAUUUUGAAUCCUUCCUUAAGCAUUAUUUGAACCUGCAAGCUCGGGCCUCAGCUAAAGUGGGUGGUUCUAAAACUUCCUCGUCGUUUCUCAAAGCGACUACAACUACACUACGACACACAAUUAGUGAAUCCGAGAAGGCCUCCUAUGUUGCCCACAUCAACAGCUGUCUUGGAGACGAUCCAUUCUUGAAGGAUUAUCUCCCCUUAGAUCCAUCAAGCGAUGCUAUCUUCGAAUUGGCAAAGGAUGGCGUUCUUCUAUGUAAACUCAUAAAUGUAGCUGUAGCUGGUACUAUAGAUGAGCGAGCCAUCAAUACUAAGAAGGUUCUAAAUCCAUGGGAGAGGAACGAGAACCAUACCCUUUGCCUCAAUUCUGCAAAGGCAAUUGGGUGCACUGUGGUCAACAUUGGCACUCAAGACCUAGUUGAAGCUAGACCUCAUCUAGUUGUUGGGUUGAUGUCCCAAAUAAUCAAGAUACAAUUGUUAUCUGAUCUUGAUUUAAAGAAGACUCCUCAACUUGUUGAGCUGGUGGAGGAUACCAAGGAUGUAGAGGAGCUUAUGGGAUUACCUCCGGAGAAAGUUCUUCUGAAAUGGAUGAACUUUCAUCUGAAGAGAGCAGGAUUCGAGAAGCAGGUUACAAAUUUUUCCUCAGAUUUGAAGGAUGGAGAAGCUUAUGCUCACUUGCUCAAUGCACUUGCCCCAGAACUUGGGACGAACACAACAUUGGAAACAACAGAUCCCACUGAAAGAGCAAAGCUGAUCAUUGAGCAAGCUGAAAAACUAGAGUGUAAAAGAUAUGUUACUCCAAAGGACAUUGUUGAGGGAUCACCAAAUCUAAAUCUUGCAUUUGUUGCUCAAAUAUUUCAACACAGAAAUGGACUAUCGGUGGACCAGUCGAAGAUAUCUUUUGCUGACAUGAUGGAAGAUGAUGCUCAAACUUCACGGGAAGAGAGAUGCUUCCGGCUGUGGAUUAACAGCCUUGGGGUUGAAACCCACGUCAAUAAUUUAUUUGACGAUGUCAGGGCAGGAUGGGUUCUACUCGAAGUACUUGACAAAGCUGCUCCUGGGUCUGUAAACUGGAAACAGGCUUCAAAACCUCCUAUUAAAAUGCCUUUCAAGAAACUUGAGAAUGCCAACCAAGUUGUGAGUAUUGGGAAGGAUUUGAACUUCUCCCUCGUGAAUAUAGCUGGAAAUGACAUUGUGCAGGGAAACAAGAAGCUCAUAUUAGCUUAUCUGUGGCAGUUAAUGAGAUUUAGUAUGCUCCAACUGUUGAAAAACUUGAGGCUCCAUUCCCAAGGAAAGGAAAUUGGAGAUGCUGACAUACUGAACUGGGCAAACGAAAAAGUUAAGAGAUCUGGUAGAAGUUCCCAAAUGGAAAGCUUCAAGGAUAAAAAUCUCGCAACUGGGAGAUUCUUUCUUGAACUUUUAAGUUCUGUGGAGCCAAGGGUGGUCAACUGGGCCCUAGUUACAAAGGGCACAACCGAUGAAGAUAAGAAAUCAAAUGCAACAUAUAUAAUCAGUGUUGCACGGAAGCUUGGAUGCUCCAUAUUCUUAUUGCCUGAGGAUAUAAUUGAGGUGAACCAGAAGAUGAUGCUGACCUUGACAGCGAGCAUCAUGUACUGGAGCCUGCAGAAGAAGACGGGAGGAGAUACUGAGCCGCCGUCUCCCAGUCAGAGAAAUGAGCCGCCGUCUCCUAGUCAGAGAAAUGAGCCGCCGUCUCCUAGUCAGCGAACUGAGCCCCCGUCUCCUAGUCUGCGAACUGAGCCCCCGUCUCCUAGUCUGCGCAAUAACCAACCACCACCAUCUCCGAGAGGUGGUGAUGUCUAGUUUGUGGACUGAUGCUGCUGCUGCAUCAAGUACUGACGUUCUCCAAGAAGUUCAACUGAUCUAGCACAUUUGAAAUUUCUUUGGAGUGGAGAGUUGAGAUUUAGGUUCUGGUAGGUAAAUUCAUGAUAGAGUAAGCAAGAAGGAAGGAGACAGAGAGAAAUACAGUUCCUUUAAGUUUAAUUUCCAGUAGAAAGCAGCUGCAUUGUUUGGAUGCAGUUGAAGUGGGGAAACAGUUUUGUAUGUCACAUUCAUGUUGUUAUAAUGCAAAGUUAUGGCUGCCUUGAGCACUGAUUUUCAUAUAUAUAAAAAUAUGUUUGGUUUUUCA
Molecule: messenger RNA, 2704 nt
Organism: Salvia miltiorrhiza (redroot sage)
Lineage: Eukaryota; Viridiplantae; Streptophyta; Magnoliopsida; Lamiales; Lamiaceae
Product: fimbrin-5
Exons: 15
Coding region: 319-2379 (686 amino acids)
Biological process (GO): actin filament bundle assembly; actin filament network formation
Cellular component (GO): actin filament; actin filament bundle; cytoplasm
Molecular function (GO): actin filament binding
Source: RefSeq, a predicted model, not a curated record